Molecule: messenger RNA, 2114 nt
Organism: Phalaenopsis equestris
Lineage: Eukaryota; Viridiplantae; Streptophyta; Magnoliopsida; Asparagales; Orchidaceae
Product: LIMR family protein At5g01460
Exons: 14
Coding region: 264-1796 (510 amino acids)
Source: RefSeq, a predicted model, not a curated record
GCCGUGCUUUUGGACAACAGGUGCCUGGUCAGGCUGCCAGCAUAACCCUUCUUAGCCCUCCACACGGUGCUCCCCCAGGGUUACCCCUCCAUUCUCCGUUUCCCCUCUCCGAAGUCAGGCGACGCCGAGGGAGGAACGAGAGCUUUCACCUCCGCGAUAGAAUCGAAGGAGACGAAGAAGAAACGUGCGGGAAGAGGAAGGACGAGAAGGCUGAUAGAUCUAUUGAUAGCCGGAUCUAGAUCCGGCGAUCCUGAGGGGAAACGAUGGGGGAUUUCAACUUGGCGCUUGUGAUUGUAGCGGUUAUAGUAUGCGUGCUUGUUCUGCUCUUCAAUGUUUAUUUGCUGGUGAACUACCAGCAUCCCGACGACAGGAAUCAAGCCUACUUCCCUAAAGUAAUCGUCGUCCUCGGUCUCUCCAUCGCCGUCAUCUCGAUAUUGAUGCUGCCCGCUGAUGUCGCCAACCGGCAAGCCUGCCGCCAUGCCAUUUAUAACGGCGCCUGCAACCUGACGCUUCCGAUGAAGACGCUCUGGCUCGUCGUUUACAUCACAGACGCUGUCCUCGUUUUUUUCUUCAUCCCCUUUGCUAUGUUCUACUACGAGGGCGACAUGGACAAGAGCGUGGGGAAAAGGUUAUGCAGCGCGAUGUUGUGGGUCGCCGCUUCCGUUGUUGUUUGUGCGCUUGCGGUUGGGAUACUUUACGGGAUAGUAGGCAAAGUUGACUUCAGUGUUAGGCACCUCUCUUCCGCUGCAACAAGUUUUCCAUCUUCUUGGACAGAAUUCUCCCGCAGCCAACCUUGCAUUGGUUCUUCCGCUCGUCAGUGUGAUGCAUACCUGGCUAGUCCUUCUUCAGAAUCAACGUGGACGAUGCGAGCUAGCUUUCCAGAAUAUGUGGUCGCUCUUGCAACUAUUGUUGGAUCUGUUCUUUUCACGAUAUUUGGAGGUGUUGGGAUUGCUUGCCUUCCACUAGGCCUUAUAUUUUCAUUUGUCAGGCGUCCCAAAGCGGUUAUCACUCGUUCACAAUACAUUAAGGAGGCAACUGAAUUAGGAAAAAAAGCUAGAGAACUAAAGAAAGCAGCUGAGGCCCUUCGUGAGGAAGAGAGAAGUGGGUCCAAGGGAAGAAAAUGGCGUAAAAAUGUUAAGACAGUUGAGAAGGAAUUGCUUAUGUUAGAGGAGGAUAUGAAAAAUUUGGAGGAGAUGUAUCCUCAAGGAGAAAGGGCAGAGACUGCUUGGGCAAUGACUGUCCUUGGCUAUGUCGCAAAGCUUGUACUGGGGGUUGUUGGAUUAAUUGUUUCAGUGGCGUGGCUUGUGCAUAUUGUGAUAUAUUUGUUGAUCGACCCACCUCUUUCUCCUUUCUUAAACCAAGUAUUCAUCAAGCUAGAUGAUCUCUGGGGGCUGCUGGGUACUGUUGCAUUUGCCUUUUUCUGCUUCUACCUUCUUAUGGCUGUUGUAGCUGGAGCAAUGAUGCUUGGUUUGAGAUUAGUUUUCAUCACCAUUCAUCCAAUGAAGUGGGGAGCAACCCUGAUGAACUCUUUUCUCUUCAAUGUUGGACUAAUCCUUCUUUGCUCUAUCAGUGUGAUCCAGUUCUGCGCCACCGCAUUCUCUUCCUAUGCUCGAGCAACCGCCGCUCAGGAAAUAUUCGGCCAUACUCUGCAAUCUCUUCGUGGAAUCAAAUAUCUUUACAAGUACAAUAUCUUCCCCUACGCCUUUGUUGUGUUGGCUGCCAUCACUUUCCUAUACUACCUGACAUUUGGCUGGAGGAAGAAGAAGCCAACCGGUCGGUUCCAACUAUCCAGCUGAUCAUUCCAGGCUACAAAUUCCUUGUAAGGUGCUGAUUUCCACCAACUUCUGUAGAGUUGCAGUAACCAAUUGUGGUGGUUGCAGAGAUGAUUAUUCUAAAUGUAUUUUAUUAUUAAUUUUUUAAUCUGCUUGUAACGAGUUCAUUUACUUGUGUGUGUGUGUGUCUGUGUAGUUACCAAGUACUGUUACUCGGAAUCAUAGGAUUACUUUGGAAUACAGGAUAGAAUUCCUUGUCCAUUUUAUUUUUUAUUGUUAUUAUUGAAUUCAUAUGAACUGAGAGAAAUAUAUAGUUAUAAAGAUUAGGGAAAUUUGCAUACA